Messenger RNA from Arachis ipaensis, 618 nucleotides. Lineage: Eukaryota; Viridiplantae; Streptophyta; Magnoliopsida; Fabales; Fabaceae. The record is from RefSeq and is a predicted model, not a curated record.
AUGGCCCUUAGACAUAUUUCCAACGAUGAGUCACCCAUUUCAGUGAUGACAUGGCUACAGUGUGCCAUGCUGGCACCUGCAACGACAUUGUACCUUAUUUGGUCCCUCCAUCUCUAUUUAACCCUAAUUCUCUUUGCUCCUUCCUUUUUUAUGGUAACUUCUAGUGCUUUUUCCUCUUUUUUGUCAUUCUUCCUCGAUCACAAUAACCUCACCGAAGCUAUCCCUGUCACCUUCAACGGUCUUAAGAACUUGAAGAGGUUGGAGCUUCUAUCCAACAAGCUCCAGGGUUUGGUUCCUCCAUACAUGAGUCUCCUUAACAAACUUAAUUAUCUCCACGCUAGCGACAAUUUUCUGAUAGGAGAAUUGUCAAUGCUGGCUGCUGGCUUCCCAGGUUCUGAUUUUGAUGAGGAACAACAAAUUGAGCAAAGUAAUAAAACUAGGAGUGUUGAAAAACCUGCAGCAUUUGCAGGAUUUGAGAAGAGCGGAUUGAUCGCGGUAGACAUAAGCAACAAUAAGCUUAGGGGUACUUUGCGAUGGUUCAUGGCGUGGAUGCCUAAGCUUUCAGCAUUAUUGCUAGAGAACAAUAAGUUGAGUGGCAUGAUACCAAGGGAAUAUUAA